UCUUCUUCUUCUUCUUCUUCUUCUUCUUCUUUUCUCUUUGAUCAUUUCCUUUCACCAUAAACACAAACAUUCAUUCCCAGAUACACUCGGUUUCUACAGCUCUUCUUUCAUGCCCCAUUUCUCAGUACCAAAUCAUAAGCUUCACUUGGUAACUAAAUUUUCCUUUGAAUAUACAUAUAUUUACUUUGUGUUUUCGAUCUAGCAUUCUUUGUGUUUGAAUCUUGAGGGAGUGGUGUCAGUAGUCUUCUGCUAACUCAUCAUUACAAUUCUUCUGUAUAUAUUCAAGAAAGGAAACAAUUAAGAAAGUGUGUUUUUGUGUUCUUGAUUUGUGAAAAAAUGAAAAAGGAUCAACAGCACGAAGUUCAGCAAGAAUUAAUCCCAUCUCUUAAGCUCCUCCACUCACAGAGUUAUCUCCAUAACUUUAUCGUAUACUUUCUCUUUUUCGGGUCUGGUUUAGUCAUCGGAAUUACGCUAAGUUCCUACCUCAAAGACGCCCCUCAAACCAUGCAACUCAAACAAUUGUCAACCAGCAUCCUCAUGCAAGCGCCACCUUCUCCACCACCUCCCCCACCAUCUCCACCACCUCCACCGCCACCCAGUGACGAACAUCCUCCACCAUCACCUCCGUUGCCUUGGCAGUCCUUGUCGCCGGCAUUGCCAACACCACCUUUCACCGGCAGGAUUGGACUGAGGCAAUACUUGAGGCCUCCAAGGGCGAUGCAUGAUAUGACAGAGGAGGAAUUGCUUUGGAGGGCUUCUAUGGUGCCUAAAAUUCAGGAAUAUCCAUUCAGACGUAUCCCAAAAAUCGCAUUUAUGUUUCUCACAAAAGGGGAUUUGCCAAUGGCUCCUCUCUGGGAGCGUUUCUUCAAAGGGCAUGAAGGACUGUACUCUAUUUACGUCCACUCUCAGCCUUCUCACAAUAUAACGACACCAAAGACUUCAGUGUUUUAUCGACGCCAGAUUCCAAGUAAGGAAGUAGCAUGGGGGGAGUUCAACAUGGUUGAAGCAGAACGCCGUCUCCUUGCUAACGCAUUACUAGAUUUCGCGAACCAACGGUUCAUUCUUCUGUCGGAGGCCUGCAUCCCGUUGUUCAACUUCAACACCAUAUACAACUACUUGACACGAUCAACCACAUCAUUCAUUGAGUCAUACGACCAAUGGGGGCCGGUUGGCCGUGGCCGAUACAACAAGAACAUGGAGCCACACGUGACGUUGGAUCAAUGGCGUAAAGGAGCGCAGUGGUUCGAGGUGAAUCGGGAGCUCGCCGUGGAAGUCGUGUCGGACCAAAAAUACUACAACCUCUUCAAGGAGUACUGUAAGCCCGAAUGUUACUCGGACGAGCACUACCUGCCCACAUUUGUGACCAUGAAAUUCCCCUGGAUGAAUGGGAACCGGACAUUAACCUGGGUUGACUGGUCUAAAGGUGGGCCACACCCUACCCAAUUUUUACGGUCAGAUGUCACAGUUGAUAGGUUAAAACGGAUGCGAACGGGCACCACUUGUUUGUACAAUGGGAAGCCCACAAAUAUUUGCUUCUUGUUCGCAAGGAAGUUUACUGCCAACGGUUUGGAUCGCCUACUGAGACUAGCACCUCAAAUCAUGCACUUCAGAUGAGACUAAUGUUGGUAUAAUGUAUAGCAACUUUUUUUGUUUUUUUGAUUUUCCAUUCUUUCAAUUUUUUCCAUGAUCAAGGUUAAGUUGAUAACUGAGUUAGAAACUUUAAUUUUGUUUUAGGGUAAAUUACAACGACCUGCUCUGAGA
Messenger RNA from Sesamum indicum (sesame), 1761 nucleotides. RefSeq names its product Core-2/I-branching beta-1,6-N-acetylglucosaminyltransferase family protein. NCBI's taxonomy places the organism in Eukaryota, Viridiplantae, Streptophyta, Magnoliopsida, Lamiales, Pedaliaceae. Gene Ontology annotation, molecular function: glycosyltransferase activity. The record is from RefSeq and is a predicted model, not a curated record. Gene Ontology annotation, cellular component: membrane.